AUGUCUUCCCCGCACUCACCAAUCAAGCGACUGUUGGUCGCCAACAGGUAUGAAUUCAUUAACCGACCCAUUCCACAAGUCUUUUCUGAACAAGAACAUAGAGGAGAGAUCGCCGUUCGGAUCCUACAGGCGGCAAGGGAAUUACCCAACCAAGUAGAGACAUACGCACUCUACACAGCCGACGACAAAACACACUGUGAUCUAGGCCGUCCUCGACAAGCAAUCCAAAUCCCCUCAGCAGCCACCUACCUCGACAUAGCCCACCUAGUAGAUCUAGCGCGCAAGCAUUCCAUCGACGCCAUACACCCAGGCUAUGGCUUCCUCGGUGAAAGCGCCGAGUUCGCCGAGCGGAUGUGGCACGAAGCCGGCGCAAUCGUCAUAGGACCAGGGUGGGAGAACCUCGCCCGAACAGGCGACAAGCUUCAAGCAAAGCAGCUUGCACAACAAUGCGGUGUUCCCGUUCUAGAAGCUAUGGCGCGGGCCACCGCUAGCGUCGAGGAAGCUGGCACUUUUGCUCGCACUGUUGGGUUUCCUGUUAUGAUUAAAGCCGUUGAUGGGGGUGGCGGUAGGGGCAUUCGACUUGUGCGUGAAGAGGCUGAGUUGGGAAAUGCCAUUCAUCGUGCCAUUGGGGAGUCGCCGUCGCGUACAGUGUUUGUUGAGAAGGCUGCUGUUGAUGGAUUUCAUCAUGUUGAGAUUCAGAUUGUUGGUGAUGGGACGGGGCAGGUGAGGCAUCUGUGGGAGCGGGACUGUAGUGCUCAACGGCGGUUUCAGAAGGUUGUUGAGUGUGCCCCUGCUUUGAUGGAUCGGGGGUUGGUUGGGAGGGUGAUUGACGCCGCGAUGAAAAUGGCAAGUCACAUUCGCUAUAAGUCGCUUGGGACGUUUGAGUUUUUGGUCAGUGAAUUACAUGGCGAGUUCUAUUUCUUGGAGGUCAAUCCUCGUCUUCAGGUUGAGCAUACCAUCACAGAAUCUAUCAGUGGGAUAGAUCUGGUGCAGACACAGCUUUUGUUAGCGCAGGGUUACACGUUUGAGCAGUUGAGUCUCGGCGAUGCAACCCACGCAUUCGACGCUCCACCCAAGUCCUUCUCGAUUCAGCUCAGAAUAUGUGCUGAGGACCCCAGCAACAAUUUCGCUUUGAGUAUCGGCAAGGUGACUCGGUUCGAUGUUCCAAGCGGAAACGGAGUACGAGUUGAUACAAACGUGAACCUCAGCGGUUCCUCGUUGAUCGUGGGAUCCAAUUUCGACAACCUAUUAGCGAAGAUCAUCGUCACGGCAGCAACCUGGGAAGCAACAGUGAGAAAAGCCCAGCGGGUGUUGGCUGACUCCCGGAUAGACGGGGUGAAAACCAAUAUCGGCCUUCUUCGGGGAAUCGUGGCCCAUCCCGACUUCAUGUCCGGCAGAGUCGAUACACAAUGGCUCGGACUGAAUCUUGAGUCGGCCCUGCAGUACGGGGAGACCAUAUCGAACCUUUUACAGACGCAAGAGGGAUCUACCGCCCCUUCGCAGGCCAUGACACGGAACACACUGCCGGCAUCUAAUUUAUUAUUCCGAAAGGGAGAUGCAUGGUCCAUCACAUUAGAGCCACUUUCAAAGGGCGGCCAACAAGCAGACCCAGUAUCUCACCAUCUGCUCCUGUCCCGGGUACUGCGCAACGAGUUCCCCACCUCUCUCGCCGCUGAGAUCGAGUAUACUACACCUACAUCCCGAACGGCCAUCCCCUACCGGAUGAAACUCGAAACAACCUCAACAGCUGCGUCAGCGUUAGUCUCCUCCUCGCGACGAGGCGAUGUCAAAAAUCCCCAGCAUAUCGUCCUCCCGCUCUCUGGCAAAUUGAUCGAGAUCCUCGUGGCAGAGGGCGAAGAUGUUGCCGAGAACCAGGUUCUUGCUUUCGUCAAGCAGAUGAAGAUGGAGCUGGAGGUACGCAGCCCUCGUGCUGGACGGGUGAAAUGGGUUUAUGAAAUGGAGGAUGAGGAGGAAGAUGUUGCAGAGGGGAUGUUGUUAGUUGAAUUGGAGCCGAGUGGUGGCCAUGUAGAAGUAAGAGGGAAGUUAUAG
This is a messenger RNA of Penicillium nucicola, 2049 nucleotides long. RefSeq names its product putative pyruvate carboxylase. Bases 1 to 2049 code for a protein of 682 amino acids. Lineage: Eukaryota; Fungi; Ascomycota; Eurotiomycetes; Eurotiales; Aspergillaceae. Gene Ontology annotation, molecular function: ATP binding; metal ion binding. The transcript has a single exon. The record is from RefSeq and is a predicted model, not a curated record.